Molecule: messenger RNA, 1329 nt
Organism: Syngnathoides biaculeatus (alligator pipefish)
Lineage: Eukaryota; Metazoa; Chordata; Actinopteri; Syngnathiformes; Syngnathidae
Gene: slc38a8b
Product: solute carrier family 38 member 8b
Exons: 10
Coding region: 1-1329 (442 amino acids)
Biological process (GO): amino acid transmembrane transport
Molecular function (GO): amino acid transmembrane transporter activity
Source: RefSeq, a predicted model, not a curated record
AUGGAGGAACUGGCCCGGGAGAGCAUCAGCCUGCUGGCUCGGUCCGCUUCCCAUUCGGAUCCCCCGCGGCUGGGAUCCUUCGGCGCCGUUUUCAUCAUGCUGAAGUCCGCGCUUGGAGCCGGACUGCUAAACUUCCCCUGGGCCUUCCAGAAAGCGGGGGGAGUGAGUACUGCUGUUAGUGUGGAGCUGGUAUCUCUGGUGUUCCUGAUCAGCGGGCUGGUCAUCCUCGGCUACGCCUCGUCCGUCAGCAGACGAAAGACAUACCAGGAUGUGGUGCGAGACGUGUGCGGACGAGCCAUCGGCCAACUCUGUGAGGUCUGUUUCUGCUUCAACCUCUUCAUGAUAUGUGUGGCCUUCCUGGUGGUGGUGCAGGACCAACUGGAGAAGCUGUGCAUUUCUUUGUACGAGACGGUGACCGGGUCAGGUGAAGGGGAAAUGCCGUACCACUGGUACACCGACCAGCGCUUCGCCCUCUUCGUCAUGUGCCUCGUAAUCAUCCUGCCGCUGUCCAUCCCGAAAGAAAUCGGCAUCCAGAAAUACACGAGUGUGCUGGGGACACUGGCUGGGACCUAUCUGUGCGUGGCGGUGAUUGCCAAGUACUACCUGAUGGAGAACCACACGGCCAUUCUCACUCCAGCGCACACUCAAGGCGCGGCCUCGUGGGCGUCCAUGUUCAGCGUUGUGCCCACCAUCUGUUUCGGUUUCCAGUGCCACGAGGCCUGCAUAGCGAUCUACAGCAGCAUGGAGAAGCAGAAAAUCACGCACUGGGUGAUCAUCUCCGUCAUCUCCAUGCUCUUCUGUUUGCUCAUCUACACGCUGACCGGAGUGUACGGCUUCAUGACGUUCGGUCGAGAAGUCGCCUCCGACAUCUUGAUGUCUUAUCCGGGGAAUGACGUCGUCAUGAUUAUUUCCAGAUUGCUUUUCGGGAUAUCGAUCAUUACGAUUUAUCCGAUUAUUCUUCUUCUGGGGAGAUCCGUCAUCCUGAACCUGAUGGUGCGGAUCCAAAGGCGUCGUCUGGGUAUCGUCACGAGCUCCUUCGAGAGUCGCUGCCGGGCGCUUCUCACCGUUAUCUGGAUCACCGUCACUCUUCUUAUCGCCAUGUUUGUCCCUGACAUGAGUGAAGUCAUCAGUGUCAUUGGAGGAAUCAGCGCUUUCUUUAUAUUUAUCUUCCCUGGUCUUUGCUUGGUGUUCAUCAUGCAAAAUGAACCCGUGAACCCAAGACUCAGAAUCCUUCUGACAAUUUGGGGUAUAAUAACCAUUGUUGUUGGAGCCUUCAUCUUCGGACAGAGCACGACGAUUGCUGUCAUGGAACUUCUCGACAAAUUUUAA